This is a messenger RNA of Pseudopipra pipra, 1669 nucleotides long. Its product is annotated as putative ankyrin repeat domain-containing protein 20A5. Gene Ontology annotation, molecular function: protein binding. Bases 850 to 1659 code for a protein of 269 amino acids. The transcript is spliced from 5 exons. Lineage: Eukaryota; Metazoa; Chordata; Aves; Passeriformes; Pipridae. The record is from RefSeq and is a predicted model, not a curated record.
AGCAGAAAUUCACUGUUGGCAUCUGGCAAAGCAGCAGGAGAGAGCAGUUGUGAGGGGAAGGGGGGUGAGGUGUCUGCUCUUCAAGAGGGACAAGACAAAGGAGUUGGGGAAUUGUCCUGGAACUCUGGCCUGGCGGGCUUGGAGCGCUGGGUGGGCAUUUCUUGAGAGCUGUGGUGGCCCCACUUCGUCCUGAGCCUCAUUUGAUGGCAGUGUGUCCAGAGGCAGCCCGGCUCCAGGCUGAAGCAAAAAGCCAGAGCGGGUGAUGCGGGAGCUGCUCCAGCGCCUACCGCAGCCUGCGGCCCGGUGGGAGCGUCCCGGGCCCUGCCCCGGGGCGCCCUGAGGCGGGGCAGUGCCCACUCCCGCCGGCCGCCCUCACAAGGCCCAGGCCGCCUCCUUCCCACAAGGCCCAGCAGGGCCGCCCUCACACCUGCCCCGCCCUGCCCUGUCCCGCCCGGCCCCACCCUGCCCCGUGGCCUCUGUCACACCCCACGCUGACGUGCUGAGCCUUCCACCAGCCAUUGUGACGCCACAGGCGCCAGUCGGGCACGGCUUUGUUGGUGCCCGCAGCCGGCGCCCAGAGCUGCUGUAGCCUCUCGGGGAGCAGCAGCACAUCCCGCUCGGGGAGCAUUGCGCGCCUGCAUCGCCGUCUUGGCAGCUGCAGGCCACGACCACUGCGCAGGGCGACCUCGUCUGCCUUGUGCUUCAUACCCUGUGCCCGUCCUUAUUCUCGUCCCCUUUGUCACCCUCCCCCUAAACCUCGCCCCGUCCCAUUCCUCAUCCCCACUUGGCUCCCGGCAGCCCGCCGGGGCCUUCUUGCCCUUCCUGCUGCUGGGAGCUCCAAGCAGGGCCAUGCCGUGGCUUCUGAGCAAGAAGCGACGGCAGUCGCCCUCCAGCAGCCCCAGUGGGCAGCCCUGGGCUGCCACCAGCUCCAGCAGCGCCUCCCAGCUCCGGGAGCAGGGGCUGGGCAGGCUGCACCGCGCGGCCGCCCGCGGUGACCUGGGCUGGCUGAGGCGCUGGCGCUGGUACGUCAAGGUAGUCGGCAUCGACAGGCCAGACCAGGAGAUGCGGACACCUCUGCAUCUGGCUUCAGCCAAUGGCCAUGCAGAUGUCGUCAGAUAUCUGCUAAGAAAGAACAGCCAGCCCAACCUCACUGACAGCUUCAAGAGAACGGCCCUGAUGAAGGCAGUCCAGCAGGAGCAGGAAGAAUGUGUUGCUGUUCUGCUGGAACACGGUGCCGACCCCAAUCUGGCAGACGCUGACGGCAACACUGCCCUUCACCUGGCUGUGCUCUCUAAAAACACAGCUGUAGCAGGGCUGUUACUGGAGCAUCAUGCCAACAGUGAUGCUCAGAACCAGUGGGGAUUUACCCCCUUCAAACUUGCAGCCUUGCAACAGCACGAGGAGAUUCUGGAGUGCCUUGUGAACAAAGCAGCUGACAGGCCUGCUCAAGCCCAGGGGGAAAGGAGUGCUCUUGUGGUUCCUGGAAGCCACGAGGCUCACCUGGAGGAAGAUAAUCUGCGCUUGCAGGAGGAGCUGGACAGGGCUGACGCGGAGGUAUGGAAAGCCUGUCCCCACAGGGAGAAACCUGGGGGUGCCUGUUGCUUCCUAUCCAUCCUGAAAACGGACAAACCAGUGUUCAGUGUGUUCAUUGGGGAGUAGAAGUGAAGCU